GUUUUUUUUUUCUUUUUCCCCGCGCCGACCGACCAUACGGAACGGCGCACACGCGCGUGUGUGUGUGUGUGUCAGUGCUCCUCACAGACUCUCGGCUCGCGAUACAUUGUGCGAUCGUGAUGGAGCAAUUAUCGACGCACUCUCGUUGUAGAUCUGCAUCGUCGCGAUCAGCGAAAGUUCUUCGGCGGCUGAUGCGGAAAAUAGACAUAAGUUGCGCAAACGCGCGCGCGAAGGGUCACGGGCGGCACGUGAUAUAAAAAGAUUAGAUGCGGGAACAGUGGAGGAAGUUAGAGAAAUUUGUAUUUUCUCGACGAUGUAUCAUCGCGAAACGCAGGCACUUUUCGAUGUUGAGAACGCGUCAGGACACGCGAACAGGACGAGGAAGAGAUGGAAGAGAUGAGGCAUCCUCGACGUGCUACGGGAGAAAAGAGAGGCCGCGAAACAGCACGUGAAAUGGAAGCGCGAGUGUGAAACGCAACGGAUAACUCUCACGGAAGUCGUUUCUCAGGCUCGGUCUCCCACGUAUUUAUCAACUGAGAGCGCUAACGAUCGGAUAUCGUGACGCGGGCGCCAUGCGGGUGACGAAACUACGGCGCUCGUUCGCCCAUUCGCUACGCCGCGGUCGUACGUCCGUCCGUCCGUCCGUCCGUCUAUCCGUCCGUCCGUCCGUCCGUCCAUCCAUCCAUCCAUCCGUCCGUUCGCCACGGUUCCUUGAAAGCACAUACGUUUUUACAUGAUACACGUUGCGUGUUCGGCGACGGAGCAACUUUGUUCCUGGCUCGACGAGAGGAAAUCCACUUUCCGUCGUUGCUGAAACCUGUAUCAAUCGAAUGGAUAUGGAUCGCGGAGGCCUCCAGAAAGGGCAAGUGAGAAACAGCGAGAGAGAGGAAGGAAAAGAAAGAAAAAGAGAGAGAGAGAUUCUGGCGAAAAGCGGAACCAAAAUAACGGAACAAAGAGAGGCAUCGUAUGACGGACGCGUGACGUAGUUUAUUCAAUCAACGACAACCGCGGACUGUUUCUUCUGCCAUUUGAGGUACUAAUGGCCCCCGUAAUGCAAUCACGCUAUACUACGGUGCGCCAUAGUGCCGCGGAGACUUCCGGCCCGCCACAGGAAGCGAGACACACGUGUUCUCGGGCGUGUGUGUUCCCAUAAUACGAUCGCCGCGUUCCUCCCCUCCGCCGUCCCUUCCUCCCUUCCUCGUCCUUUUUCCCCGCCGGCUCCUACUCUACAAUGCGUUUUGCAUUCGACGGUCCUCUCUCGGGGGGGAAAAAAAAAAGGAGGAAAAAAACGAGCGCGCGCACCGUGUUCGCGUUCGCUCUCUCUCUCGUUCUCGCUCUCGCUCUCGCUCGUUGUUUGCUCGGCCGGCCGCUCGCAGCAACUGCACGAAGAAAAGUGAAACGGAACCAUGAGCAAGGAAAAACCGGCACUAGAAAGAUAACAUCGAUACGAGUACGCAAAUGGUCGGCCGUAUACUGGUGGAAAUGUUUCGUGCGGCUGCUAAUAAUGGGACAAAACUCGCUUUACCGGAAAUCAUGCACUGUAUACAGCCAAUUAUCGAAGAUACUGAUGCUCAAGUUCGGUCAGAUUUAGUGGAACAGCUUCCGCACGUGGCGAUGAUCUGCCACGAAGCGCCGCAGCUCUUCGGCCGAGGUGUUCUUCGCAAGCAUCUGCUCGAUAUUAUCAUAAAAUAUCUUCGGGACAUGGAUAAACAGGUGCGACUGGCGGCUCAAAACGCGCUGUUAACGCUGAUGAAACGGGGCCUCCUUCACAACAACACUAUCGAGAACGAAAUCUGUCCUGUAGUAGAAUUUUUGUCCUACUUGUCGGCGGACUUUCUGAGCACGAGCGUCUCCCUCAUGUGUAAACUGGCACCGCUGAUUGGUAAAGAACUCACAGAAAGGGUCUUUCUGGACAGAUACAUCGACAUGUGCGAAGAUGACGAUAUGUCGGUGCGAAGAAUCUGCGCCACUCACUUUGGGGAAAUGUGCGCCGUUGUGAGCAGGAAGGCACUAUUUCGAAAACUGUUCCCUACGUUCAUCCAUUUGUGCGGCGACCGAGUAUGGGGAGUGCGAAAAGCGUGCGUCGACGUGAUGAUGCCGGUCUCUUGUUGCUCGACGCUGGAACAUCGUCGGUUGUUUCUAGCAGAAAUAUUGACAAAACAUUUGAAGGACGAGUCCAAGUGGGUGCGAAUGUCUGCCUUUCAGAUACUCGGACCGUUCAUAUCGACUUUCGCCAAGCAGUUCACCGAAGUCUCUUACAAUCAGCACGGCGAGUUGGUAUAUACCAGUACGCAGGAUAAUUACUUUAGCGUACGUUAUCCGUACGAAGGCAUGUUCCCUAUGAAGAGCGUGAUGCGAAAUCAAACACCCGAUAUGGAUGAUAAUGCCAAAGGCGCUUCUUUUCACAUGUCUGUGAUAAAUACGAAAUCCCCCGUAGCGGAGUCCUGGGAAGGGAACGAACACCAGAAGAAUAAUGAUCCCACGAACCGACCACGCUGCGUUUAUUACACUGCGUUUAAGAACAAGAUGCAAAAGAGGCCUAUUCUAUCAACUCUGAGAGAGAAAGAUACGGACGAGACGGAGAAAUACAAUCCAUUUUUAUAUUAUUAUAUUCCUCCAGAGGCACCACUGGACGACGAAUUGAUUCAUGCCGCGAGGCAAUCGGCGAUGAAUCGUAAUAACGCCGAGAAAGUGGCAGCAGGAAAAGAGAAUGUCAUCGAUGAGAAUAGUUCUAGUUCUUCCGAAAGCACUUCAUCGAGCUCGAACAACGAGGAAGAGGAGGAAGAGGAAGAAGAGGAGGAGUUAAAUACGAAGGGUCAACCGAACGUGGAUAAGCUCGAUAAUCAUAAAGAAGAAGAUAACGACGAUUACUCGUCGACGCACGACGCGAACGAGUUGUUAGAGGACACACUCUACAUAUGCUGCACCAUGAACCAGAAGAGCAUCCCUUUUAGUUUCAAUAACAAGUUAGACACCAUAAAGAAGCAAGGCGAACACGACAUCGUGCCUCAAGAAUUGAUCAGGCAAUUCGUGUCGAUGGUUGACCCGGAGCAAUGCGCAGACAUGGGUGCCGAGAUACCACAUCAUUGUGCCUUUAGUUUUCCCGCGGUCACACUCACGCUAGGUAAAGAGAAGUGGUAUUGCUUGAAGAAAGCUUAUCAGUCGUUAUCGAGCGCGAAGCAAUGGAAGGUCCGGCGUACACUAGCAUCUAGCAUUCACGAGAUCGCUCUGAUCCUCGGCGAAGAACUCACUGCUACUGAUCUCGUCCCGAUCUACGAUGGCUUCAUCAAAGAUCUGGACGAAGUCAGGAUAGGUGUACUCAAACACCUCGCGACUUUCCUCAAGAUACUCAAGCCUACCGAUCGUUGCCAAUAUCUGCCAAGGUUAAGCGACUUCCUCGCCACUGACAACGAAUGGAACUGGAGGUUUAGGGAGGAACUGGCCACGCAGUUGCUCGAGGCUGUGACUCUAUUUAGCCCAAAAGAUGUGGCCAAAAGCAUCGCACCAUUAUCUCUUCAGUUACUCGUGGACAAGAUCGCCGCAGUUAGAACUGUCGCGCUUGACCUGGUCACUCGAAUCGUAUCCCACUUGUCCGUCGACGACGCUCUGGUAACGUCGCUUAUCCACGAGCUUCGUGACACCUUGGUUCCAAAUAGCAAAAAGUGGAUACGUCGGCAAACGUAUGCGAUCUUGUGCGCGCACCUAUUGCACAACGGUGCCGUCGCGGGAAGUAUGUUUACUAAAGAAAUGUUACCAAACUUGAUAGGUUUGUCAUUCGACAGGGUACCAAAUGUAAGAUUAGCCGUAGCGAGAACCUUAGCGAAUAAUGUGAGCACGAUGGGUCUAGACGGCUUAGGUGCGGAGCGAAUGGAAGAGGUGGAUAGAAUACUCAAAAAAAUGCGCCUUGAUGCCGAUCGGGAUGUGCGAGUGUUGGCCGGUGGUGAGGAACAAUUAGUGGAUACAGUAUCGCAAGACUGCGUUGUAGUACCGCAGGAUGAGGCGGAGAACAAGCAGCCGAGAAAUAUAUUAUCCUACAACGAAGUUGUUUACGUUCCACGAACGAGAAUGAGAAGGGAAAACGAACUUUUUGUAUCGCAAGAUGCGCCUCCGUUCUUCCACGCGAGUGACUAGUUUUGUAGCGAAAACCAAUAAGCCAAAAGUAUAUUCUAACUAGCUACGAACAUCAAGCUUCAGCCGCGAAUCGUUGUAUAAGUACCAAAUCAACCGGCGGGGGUAGUCCCGAUCGCAAGCGGGCCGGCGACGUAAAACAAAGCUCAAAUGUUAAAUAUAUCGUUCAUGAUUUUUAAGUAAACGAGAAUAAUAGGUACGAUAUGGUUUACAAUGUCUGUCACAUUUAAGUACUGAUAUGCAUUUGCGUCCUUUAAUCUAGGGAGAGAGACUGUGAAUAUCGAUGGUCGCAACGAUGCCAUGCGAUCACGUAAAUAGCGUGUAAAUGUGGAAACAUUUGUGUAUAUUAUGGUGACAGUAAGUAAAGUACGUACUUGCGUGUGCGUACGUGAAAGGAUAUGUGCGUUUUACCAUUGUGAUUAAUUUAUAUAUUGUAGCGCCGGUUUAUACGUUGGUGAGCCGAAUGAUGAAGAAUGAUCGAAGGUGCUGUAUCGACGCGGUUUCUCAUUCGUUUCAUUUUUACAAACGUUCAAAUAAUACGAGUUUUAGGCGCUAUUAUAUUAUUAUUAUUAUUAUAUUAUUUCGUAGCAUUUUUACUAUAUACUUAAUCGAGAAGAAGAAGAAAGAAAGAGAACCACGUCGUAUUCAACUGCAUUAAACAGAUUAAAUUAGACAUCGAGGUGCAUUUUGCUAAAUCAAGAGAAUCUAGAAAAUGUGCCAUGCAUUAAGGAUAUUUUAUACAUCGUUGAUGAAUAAACGCACGCGCGUCACGGAAUAAGCUACUUGUUGACAUUAUUCGCCUUCGACAUAAGAAACAAAAAAGAAAGAAAGAAAGAAACAGUAAAUGUAAUUUUCCACCCGAUAUCGAUGAUACGCUCGCACGCGUCGAGUCGUAAUGAUUUAACGUCAGUGCGUCAGCGUGCUUCACUAUGUUUUGCAUUUAUAAAAGCAGUCUUGAUAAUUGUAUGUUUAUUAGAUUAUACAUAUAUUCACCAAAUAAGAAAGAAAAAGACCCGCGUAUUGCGCUAUAUUCUUAAUCGUAUCGCUAAUUGAAGGCAUAUACGAUGCGAUAUAGCGGCACUUUAGCAAAAUGUAAUUAUACAAAUAUGACGUACUUGCGUUUAUCGAGCAUUUGGAUUAAACAAUCGCUGCCUACGGAGAACAUUGUUAUGUCGUCUGGCUUCAUAAAAAAAAUGGAGGUCACACACAUGUUACGCAUGUAAUACAUUUAGAUUCUUGCGUUAAUGCCUAAAUUAAUUGAUAGAUAAAAAAAUAGAUUAAACAGUCAAUUGAAAUUUUUACAAAAAUUUUUUUUUUAUGAACGAUAUUACAAUAAAUGAGUGUAGAAAGGAAAGAUCUAUAAUAGUGCAGGGUGCUUUAUAAAUAUUGUACGAUAUCAAAUUUUAUAAUACGCAGUAUGCCGUUUGAUAAGAAGAACGAAAUUGUGCGCCAUUUCAUCGAAGAGGAAAGUAAACGUGUAGACGCAAAUUGGAGCAAAUCGGAGUGGACCUCCACGAGUUAUACCGCGAGUUGCACAGAAAAUUACUUAGUUAUAUGAUAUUCGUUAACAUUUUGUAAUAUUAGUAAAGAACUGAAUCAUCGCAUUGCGUAUGUACGAUGAUUAAUACAAUUGAGCUGCGACAGACAUACUCUUUAAGCAACGAACGCUCUUGUUGUUUGUGAAUACUGGCGCAAAGAUGUUAACGGAAAUAUACUGUAUAAUAUAUUAUGUACUUGAUAAUGAAACGAAGAAUAUGCAACAAACGAUUUGUUAUACAUUUACGUAACACUCGUGUUUAAACGUGGACUAAGUGGAGAAAGUAAGUGAAGAUUCUCGAGCCUGUAAAAACCUCACUCGCAUGUUAUGUAAUAAAAACAUUUCAUACAA
This is a messenger RNA of Harpegnathos saltator (Jerdon's jumping ant), 6016 nucleotides long. Its product is annotated as serine/threonine-protein phosphatase 4 regulatory subunit 1. Gene Ontology annotation, cellular component: cytoplasm. Gene Ontology annotation, molecular function: protein phosphatase regulator activity. The record is from RefSeq and is a predicted model, not a curated record. Gene Ontology annotation, biological process: protein dephosphorylation. Bases 1459 to 4131 code for a protein of 890 amino acids. The transcript has 10 exons. Lineage: Eukaryota; Metazoa; Arthropoda; Insecta; Hymenoptera; Formicidae.